Meloidogyne enterolobii is the source of this 1046-nucleotide messenger RNA. NCBI's taxonomy places the organism in Eukaryota, Metazoa, Nematoda, Chromadorea, Rhabditida, Meloidogynidae. The record is from the annotation of a GenBank genome assembly.
AUGAAUUCUCUUGAAGGAGAACGCGAAGAAUUUAUUAUGCCAAGAUUAACUCCAAUAAAACGAGGGCAAAAGCAAAUAAAUGUUCUUGAUUCUCCUAGCAAAGUUCAGGCAAGAAGUCGUCUUGGAUCUUUACUUGGGCAAAUUAGAAAAGGAGAAAGUAGCCAAACAAAUUCUAAUGAAUUACAAAAUUCUAGAGAUCAACUCGAUAUUUAUGAAGAAUAUGAUUCGAAAACAGGCGGAAGCAUUCGUAGUAGAAAAAUGAGAAGAGAAAAACGCGUUGUUUUUGAACUUCGUGGAAAACCUUUUGGUUUGCGUGACACUGGUCGAAGUGAAAGUAUUUAUGCUCUUUGUAGAAAAUGGAUGUAUGGAAAGGAUGACGAGCCUUUAGAUCAAGAGAGUGGAUAUUUAGACGAACAAGAAUACGAGCCACAUUUUAACAAAUCUUUGGAUUUAAUGGCAACUAGAGAAAUUAAUGCUUUACCUCCACCUCUACAUGAAGUACCUUUAAUGGAUCCGCGUCCACAAAAAGUUAUGCGAUUUGAACCGCCAGCGAAUGAGGAAAUUACUAGCAAAGAGAAAACACUUGAAGAAUAUAGAAGACACUGGAAACGAGUAAAAAAGAAUUGGCUUGAUUAUAAUCAGAAAAGACAACUUCGUUACAAAAAUAGUUUGCAAUUACUUCGAACAGUUUAUGGAAUUGCACAACAAACACAGGUCCCAUAAAAGAAGGGAAUUAAUUUGAAUAUGUAAUAAGUAUUUUUAUUUUGUCGUAUUUACAAUUUUUUAAAUUGGUUAUUUGCGAUUUAAUAUAUUGUGAAAAUUUAAUAUUUGCGAUUUGUUAUAAAAUAUUUAACGAGACCAUGGAAAUUGAAAUAAAUUUUCGAAAGUAAUUUUGAUAUUUUUUUAAUUUCAAUGACAUUUUUGUUUUGAUGAUAGACUUAAAAUUUAAAUUCUUCACUACCAAUAAGUCAAAACCCCUCCCUACUCUUUCCUCACAUUUUUUAAUUACCCGGGUUUAUAAAAACUAUUUUAAAGAAAAAAUGAAG